Messenger RNA from Prosopis cineraria, 2722 nucleotides. RefSeq names its product membrane-bound transcription factor site-2 protease homolog. Gene Ontology annotation, biological process: regulation of response to endoplasmic reticulum stress; membrane protein intracellular domain proteolysis. The record is from RefSeq and is a predicted model, not a curated record. Lineage: Eukaryota; Viridiplantae; Streptophyta; Magnoliopsida; Fabales; Fabaceae. The coding region runs from base 842 to 2464 and encodes 540 amino acids. The transcript has 13 exons. Gene Ontology annotation, molecular function: metalloendopeptidase activity; protein binding. Gene Ontology annotation, cellular component: membrane; cytoplasm.
GUGGACUUUCCAGAACCAAACAAGGCGUCAGACUCUCACCCUCGCUCCGUCGCUGACUCAGUCGGCGCCUCAGUCCUCUGGGCUCCCCUCCUCUCCAUCCCCCGGUCACACGGUCACGAAAUCACCGUCUUCUCUCACUCAUGCUCUGCGAUAGUUUCACUCCCUUGUCGACUGCUCAUGAUUCAUACCCAGAAGACGAGCUUGCUUAGUCUCAGCCUCGUUCAGACCUCACUGACAAUGUCACUCCCUCGCCGACUGCUCGUGAUUCAUAUCCAGAAGACGAGAAAUCUUGCUUAGUCUCAGUCUUGCUCAGACGACCUCACUGCCUCAGUCUAGUCUCUCUCUCUUGAGUCUUCAAUCGUUGACACAAGCCGUUCUGGGGGAAGCAAGAAAGAGAAAACAUGGCAAAAGAAUAUCAGAGGUUCCAGAAUUGAAUUAAGGAGGUGGGUUCCGUGUUGCUGGCGGUGACAGAAGGAUCGGAAGGAGUUGGGUUCACUUGGUGGAGAAGCAACAGCCAGGCUUUGCAGAAAAUCAACUGGGAUGUGUUUUAGUUUGGUGCUAGUGUGGCACAUCAUAGACAGUUGAAUGAACCCAACAGUUUCUGUGGAAAGAUGGGCAAGGGAUCCAGAUCCGUUGACAACUGUCAUCUUUGCCCAUCAUCACCAUUGAUCCUAUUGGUCCCCAAAAAUCAAACUACUGGAUUGCGAAUUGAAAUAGUGAUCAAAGAGGAGGAUCAUAGAGGAGGAGAAGAAAGUAGAAGAUUGAAGAUAUUGAACUGAGAUAGGAGGGAGAUUCACAUUACACUUCACAUAAGGUUCAGUGUUGGAAUUGUGGCAAUGCCAUGGAAAUUGAAGGGAGGCGAUUGAGGAGGUUUGGGAUUCGAAGAGAGUCAAGACAGAACCGUACACUUUUGCCGAUACAUGCUUCUGCCUCUGCUAAUCUUUCUAGAACAAUUUCCUGUUGGUAUUGUGACUACAAAAUCUCUGCUCUGAACAAACCCCUUUUCUAUUUUGGCAGGAGACACUCCAAGCUUUUGAAAAUAUGGUUUUCAGUUGGAGUUGGUUUUGCCCUAUCUGCAUUGCUUGGAGUUACUCUGAUUCUCCUCUGGGAAUUGGCCAGAUUAUUACGUUUUUGUAAUGGCAUUGGCAACAAUAAACUUGGAAGUCUCAUGCGUGCCCUGUUCUUUGGAUUCCCCUCUUUGCUGUCUGGUUUAAGCUUAUCGCUAGCUGAUGUUGGGUAUAUAUGCAUCUCUACCAUCAUGUCAGUUUUGGUGCAUGAAUUUGGUCAUGCAGUUUCAGCCACUAGUGAGGGAAUCCAAAUAGAGUACAUUGCCAUCUUCACUGCUAUUCUUUUUCCUGGUGCUCUGGUUGCCUUUGAUAAUGAAUCACUGGAAGCAUUACCGAGCUUGGCUGCCCUCCGUGUGUAUUCUGCAGGCAUUUGGCACAAUGCGGUUUGUUGUGUAGCUUGUGGGCUGGCAUUAUUCCUCCUACCCUUGGUUUUGCUACCCUUUUACACACAUGGUCAAGGUCCCAUGGUUUUGCAUGUGCCUCCAGCAUCACCCUUAUCUGGUUAUUUAGCUCCGGGUGAUGUUAUUCAGUCGGUGGAUAAUGUGCCCAUUCACAAUGCGCAAGACUGGGUACAGGUUAAUAGUUUGUCCUAUAAUAUGAAACUCAAUAAUGCAAAUAUUUCCCAGCACAAUGGUGACUUGGGGGCAGUCAAUGGAAGGAAGGGUUACUGUGUACCCAGCCAUGUGAUGGAAGAAAGCAAAUUUAUUAAAUUUGCAGAAAACCAAUAUGCUUGUCCCAAUGAACUUACUGCUUUUGUAAAAGUUUUUUGCCCUGGUGCUACUUCAAAUGAUGGUCAGAGUGAGGAUCUUUUAAACAGGGGAUGGGUAUUUUACUGCUUAAAUGCUAUUGAUGUUGUCAAACUUAAAAAAUGUGGUGAAGAGUGGGGGUCAGUUACAGCAAGUAGGAGCGGCUGCAUGUGUUCCAAGGACGAGUUUUGUUUAGCACCAGUUCAGGAGCCUGGAUCAGUAUGGGUUGAGAUCACAUAUUUAAGCCCUUCUCAUGAAUGUCUGUCACUUCGAAGAAAAAAGUUUCCUGUUUCUGAGACAUCUAACCUCAAGGAAACUGAUUGUGGCGGCACUUUCAUAUUUGUUGGUGAUGUGAUUUUAAUGGCGCAUUCAAUUCAGUUAACAUCAUAUCAGCCUCGCUGGACUCUAAACUUUAUUGCAUAUUUCCCAAAUUUACUGGAAAGGCUCCUGCUAUGGACAUUCCAUGCCUCUUUAGCCCUUGCUCUUCUCAAUAGUUUGCCUGUGUACUUUCUGGAUGGUGCAUCUAUUCUAGACGUGGCUCUAAGUCACUUUACUUCGCUGUGCCAAAGGAAGAAGGAGAAGGUUCUUAGAUUAUGCCUCUUUGGUGGAACAGUAAUUUCUAUUGUCAGCUUUUUCCACGCAUUCAUUUAAUUUCUCUGCAAUCCUUAGGUGAUAGUGGUAGUUUUAAUUUGAUAAUUUUCUGAUUAUAUGUAGUUACACCAUCUUAAUGGCUUUUAAAAUGCAUCAUAAAGUAUUUCUUUUGUUUUGAGGGUGAGCGUGCCGUAGAAAUGGGGAGGAGUUGUGAGUCAAUACUUGACUGAUAGUAGCUGGUCUUGAUGAAAAAGGGUUAAUUUCUGCAUAAACAUGAUGUUUUAGGUUUAAGCUCAUGUGAAUACAAAUGUUAUAGGA